Solanum tuberosum (potato) is the source of this 417-nucleotide messenger RNA. RefSeq lists its product as uncharacterized. NCBI's taxonomy places the organism in Eukaryota, Viridiplantae, Streptophyta, Magnoliopsida, Solanales, Solanaceae. Bases 1 to 417 code for a protein of 138 amino acids. Gene Ontology annotation, molecular function: nucleic acid binding. The transcript has a single exon. Gene Ontology annotation, biological process: DNA integration. The record is from RefSeq and is a predicted model, not a curated record.
AUGCUCGGAGGUGCAAUGCUUGUCAAUUUCAUACAUCAGCCGCCCGAAGUACUGCACCCAACUAUUGCAUCUUGGCCAUUUGACGCUUGGGGAUUGAAUGUUGUGGGACCACUACCAAAAUCUUCUGGUGGACACUUGUACAUCUUGGCUACAACUAAUUACUUCUCAAAAUGGGCUGAAGUUGUCGCUCUUAAAGAAGUGAAGAAAGAGAAUGUUGCAAAUUUUUUCCGAGUGAAUAUCAUCUAUCACUUUGGCAUCCCUCGCUACAUAAUAACAGACAAUGGCAAGCCAUUUGAUAACAAGUUAUUGAACAAGAUUUGUGAUCUCUUUGGCUUCAAGCAGCGUAGAUAUUUUAUGUAUCAUACUGCCGCCAAUGGUCUUGGUGAAGCAUUCAAUAAGACUCUACGCAACCUCUAG